AGCUGUCCAGGCCGGCGAGGGGACAGAAAGCCCCUGGGUCGCCUCGCCGCCUCCCGCCUCCCUUGAGGCCGCGCCGAGGGGCGGGGGUCGCGCCCGCCCAGCGGAGCCGCGGGGUGCGGGGGGGCCGGCGGCGGCGCCGCCAUGAAGCUGGAGGUGUUCUCGCAGCACUAUGAGGACAAGCUGAGCACCGGCAGCGACCAGGAAGGCAGCGGCUCGCUCUCCCCGGCUCCGGCGGAGAGCGAACUGGGCUCGGACGGUGACUGCGCGGCCAACAGCCCGGGCGGCGGGGCCGGGCGGCCGGGGCAUCCCCCUCCGCCGCCCCCCACGCCGCAGCCCCCGCCACCGCCGCCUGCCGAGAGCGCCAAGGGGAAACCCUACACGCGGCGCCCGAAACCGCCCUACUCCUACAUCGCGCUGAUCGCCAUGGCCAUCCGCGACUCGGCCGGCGGCCGCCUGACCCUGGCCGAGAUCAAUGACUACCUGAUGAGCCGCUUCCCCUUCUUCCGCGGCGCCUACACCGGCUGGCGCAACUCGGUGCGCCACAACCUCUCCCUCAACGACUGCUUCGUCAAGGUGCUGCGCGACCCGGCGCGGCCCUGGGGCAAGGACAACUACUGGAUGCUGAACCCCAGCAGCGAGUACACCUUCGCCGACGGCGUCUUCCGCCGCCGCCGCAACGCUGUUCCACGCCGGCCUCGCCAAGAGCGGGCGGGGGCCGCCGCCCGGCUCCCCGCUCUACGGGCCCCUCCGGCUGGCCGGGCCGCUGCCGCCGGCGGCGGGGGGCUCGGCCUCCUUCCAGCCGUACGCCGUGGAGACCCCGCUGGCUUAAUGGAGCCCCCCUCCUCCCCUGCGAGGGACCUGCCCGGGGAGGCGUGGAGGGGGAAAAGAGGAGGCUCUGGAUCCCGCACUUUAACUCCAGAGGCGACCACAGCCUCCAAGCAAAAGCCUCGGUGACUGUGCCUUAGUGAAAUGACAGUGGGUUUAACUUAAGCCAAAAAAAAAAAAAAAAAAAAAAAAGGGAAAAAUGAAAAAAAUUCAAACAACUGUCUGUUUGGACAUAGCCAUGAGCCUCAAGUGCUUCUUACUGUUCGUUGAGACUACUUGACUUAAGCCAGUCCCUCGCCAUCUCCUUUCUGUGCCCCUCUCUUGUCCCCACAUCUCCCGCUACCGCAGCCUGGGGCAGCAGAGCGGGGGUGCCCCGCGGAGGGCGCGGCUGCGGCCGCUGAGGGAUGCGCUGUGCGCUUGGGAGGAGGGAGGGGGGCCGGGAACAGCAGGGAGAGAGUAGGGGAGGGGGCCGGGGUCUGCUGAGGAGCCGUAGGUCUGUACUGCAAAGCAAUGCAUCACUGUGCCAAAAGAAACCUUUUCUCCUGUCCGGCAACUGGCAUUUCCUGGGAAGGGAGGAUAUUAAAUUAUUUAUAAAAGUAGUGUUUUUAACACAAAGAGAGUGCAGCUUUUUAAAUUAAUUAUUGGAGGGGGCGGGAGAGGGGAAAGGGCUCAAGGAAAUGUCAGGCGUUGUCUCCUGUACUGGCUGGCGUUCUGCGUUUAUGGCCAAGACCAUUGCUACUGGAAAGAGAAGAGUAAAUUUUUUCGUAUAUUAUUUUUGUGUUUGUAUGUAAUAUAUGUGCGUGUGCAUUUUAUGGACGCUCGGCCACCAUGUUUUUCCGGUUUUUUUCCUUUCUCCUUUCCCCUGAAUAAAAGCUGCCCCCUAAAUAAAGGCGGUAAUAAGGAGAAGAGCGUGAUGUCUGUGCUGGCGUGAGGGAGGGAAGCCUGUCGUGGGACAACCUUGAACGAGAAGCUUGGCUGGGGCCGCGGGGGCAGCAGGGCUGCCCGCCCUUUCAUCCCCAUCCCGGCCGGCGGGU
Molecule: messenger RNA, 1859 nt
Organism: Passer montanus (Eurasian tree sparrow)
Lineage: Eukaryota; Metazoa; Chordata; Aves; Passeriformes; Passeridae
Gene: FOXQ1
Product: forkhead box Q1
Exons: 1
Coding region: 142-954 (270 amino acids)
Biological process (GO): anatomical structure morphogenesis; regulation of transcription by RNA polymerase II; cell differentiation
Molecular function (GO): DNA-binding transcription factor activity, RNA polymerase II-specific; RNA polymerase II cis-regulatory region sequence-specific DNA binding
Source: RefSeq, a predicted model, not a curated record